AUGGCGGCGCUGGCGAGGAUUUUGCGGUUGCAGAGGCGAUUCGUUCCAACACAAUCGCUCCACUAUGAUCGCUACCCCAUCGUUCAAGCUUCCUCUUGGCAUUCUUCUAUCAAUACAAUAUUAAACAGAUACGGACUUCUUAAAAGGGGGGUCUCGACACAGACAAAUCCAAGCAAACACGCUUGUGAAGAUGUAGAAAAUAAUGAAGCCGACACCUUGAAGUCUAGUGUGAACUCCGAUAAUGUCACUACAUCUGUUAGCAUUACCGAGAACUCCGAUAAUGUCACUACAUCUGUUAGCAUUACCGAGAACUCUGCCAUAAAGUUUUCGGCUAAUUCCAAUUUGAAAACAUCUUCAAGGCACGAUCUUGCUAUGAUUUUCACCUGCAAGGUCUGUGAAACGAGGUCCAUUAAGACAGUUUGUCGGGAAUCAUAUGAGAAAGGUGUAGUAGUAGCAAGAUGCGGUGGAUGUAAUAAUCUUCACUUGAUUGCGGAUCAUCUUGGAUGGUUUGGCGAACCGGGAAGCAUUGAGGACUUCCUGGCUACUCGGGGAGAAGAAGUUAGAAGAGGGUCAGUUGAUACUCUAAAUCUUACAUUGGAAGAUAUAGCUGGAACACAAUCUUUGAAAGUGUGGUAUCAUGAUCCCGGUCCUAGUGGUGAAGACUUGGAGUCUUAG
Molecule: messenger RNA, 675 nt
Organism: Vicia faba (fava bean)
Lineage: Eukaryota; Viridiplantae; Streptophyta; Magnoliopsida; Fabales; Fabaceae
Source: the annotation of a GenBank genome assembly